Messenger RNA from Tachysurus fulvidraco (yellow catfish), 6926 nucleotides. RefSeq names its product dynein axonemal assembly factor 9 (gene dnaaf9). The record is from RefSeq and is a predicted model, not a curated record. Lineage: Eukaryota; Metazoa; Chordata; Actinopteri; Siluriformes; Bagridae.
ACCCUCCUUACAGAAAUGGUACAGGCGGUUGCUAUCCUCGUUCGCCUGUGUUGCUGUUCUCCAGCUGAGGCUAUUGACUAUGGAGAUGUGCGCGAGCUGAAAAGUAACGGCAAUUCUGAUGUCGAGCCUGACUUUAAUAUAAAUAUCGCCAAUAUGUCCGGCUUAAAUAAAACGACAGGAAAGUCUUCUGUGGUCUGUUCGCCUGUAAGCUGUUCACGCUUGCGGCAAGUUCAGGCUCUCCUGAAGGCUGGUGGUGAAACCGUUCCAGAUGGCAUCCUCUGCUCACUGGGUAUCGACAGCCGUUAUAAUGAGGGCUGUAGUGAGUUGGCCAGCUACCUUUUCUUUGGUCUUUAUCAACACAACCAGAAGCAACUCUGUGAGGAGUUUCCUGAGGAGGUGCUGGAUGAUGUAAUCCUUCUCAUAAAGGCAGAGAGUGUGCACCUGUAUUGUAACCCUGUGAAUUACAGCUACUUGCUUCCUUACAUUUCCCACUGGAGGAAUCUACACCUUCACUGCAUGACUGAAGCAGAGUACGAGGAUGAGGAAGCCACAGAAAAGUUUAAAAUCUCCAGUUUUGUGUCCAUGGUUGAUGACUGCAGUUACAUCGGAAUCCCCUACAGCUCUCAAAGUCAUGUGCAGAAGUUUGAUAUGUUCAUGUUAGAGAAGUGGCCCAUUAUUCAAGCAUUUGCCCUGGAAGGAAUAGGAGCUGGUGGGUUUUUCACCAUGAAAUACAAGCUGACUGAUAUGAGCGAAAGUCUUUGGAAGAUUUACGGAAGACUAGACCCAGUGUCUUUGGACUAUCUGCUCAAUGAGGAUUUGCUGUUGUUUGAGAAGCAGUGGAGCUGCUUGUUUAACAUUGUGAACACAGAGAGCCCACUGUCUAUGCAGGAGAUGUCAGAGGCUCAGACUGCAGAGUCAUUCAGGACCUAUUACUCCCAUGGUCUCAUUUCAAGUAAUAUCACAGAUAAAAGUAAAAGCAGGCAACCAUAUGUUCUGUUUGGGAGUCACUCCUCCAAAGAUGACCUGGAAAACUAUUGCUUCACCUUCCCCUCUGAGGGCCACCAGGUGCGCAACACAGGGCCUAGUGGGAGUGCUGCGAAACACAUGCUGCUUCAGUGUGUGGCUCCUAAAGGCCCACUGACGUGUGCAAGAACAUAUUUCUUUGGCAGCAGUCAUGUCCCAUAUCUAGGAAAUGACAACAGCACCACACAGAAGUCAUCAGUGGUGCUGCUUACACAGAUCUACACAGCUGCUGUUCAGUCAGUGCUGGCAGGAAUAAAAUGCUUCUCCAUCAACUCCAGCGCUUGCAAGGCAAAGGAUGUUGCAGAGCAAACAUUUCAUCUGGCUUUGGAAACCUUUGGGAUGCUUCAGUACAAGAGUGCGCUCAGGUCUAAGGCAGUAUUUACCAUUGAAGCUGUGAACAAUGUAGGCAGGGUUAUACCUCUCAGUGAUCAGCACAGUCGCUUUCUGGUCAAAACUGCCUCCAUGGUGGUGUAUGAUAUUCCAGAUCUCCAGCAGGGGGGAGGGGAUCUGGGAUCUGUAGUCUUCUCUGAAUCCUUCCUGGAGUCUAGCAUCUACAUUCAGCAAGGGGAUGGAGCACUUCUGUCAAACAGCUGUUUCACUCUGCUUACCUCUUCAGUCCCUCGCUAUAUUUCCUGGCUGGUGGACGACUCUGAUGUGAGAUUGUCUGAGCAAGCUCUGAAGUUGUUAAAGGAGGGGAAUGGGACUUGUAUAGGGGUUCCUCUAACAACAAAUCACUCAGCACAAGUGUUCUCUAACAGUUUGCUUUCUACACCUGAAGAAGGGAAGUUGGUGUUUUUUUCCGAGGGUUUAUUGAUUGUCCAUCCACAUUAUGGCAUCGUCGUUCUCUCUAAGAAUCACAUCAGAAGCAUCAAAGUUUAUGAUGGGGGCUCUUUCUCCGUUGCUACCAUGCUGUUUAUUGAGUAUGAGACCUCUGUGCUUCCACACCUUCCUUUUCCUCUACACAGCGCUGAUUGCUGUAUAGCCAUCGCUCUGAUGCCCAAAACCAAGGGUUACAAAGAGUUUUACUCACAGGUCCUGCAGUUUUGGAAUAAGCCUGAUUCCAAACUCCAUGUGCAGCAUGUUUCAAAAGACCAGCUGGGUCUGGACCAGAUGAGCAUGUACUCCAGAUUGCUGAAGCUUCAAGAGGCAGUAAAUACCAAAGCAACCCUGAAGACCGCUUAUUCAGACCUGCCAGAUAUGGACCGGUUUCUGAAGCACUUUGCUAUCAGUAGUAGCAUCGGUGAGGAGUCUGUGAACAGUGAACACCUAGCAGCCCUAUUCUCAAGCACACACCCCAAAUCAGCUAUUCCUGAGUCAGAGAAAAAGGUGGCCCUUUCAAUCAUAACAGGCUUACCAGGCAGCUAUAAAGAAAGUUUGUGUGAUUUUUUGGUGGAUGUGAAUCAGGAAUGUGGCAGGUGGGAGGUGUACCGCCCUGAUCUGGACUCAAAAGAGCUAUGUGUUCCACAUCUCCAGAGGUUCCUGAGUAGCCUAGUGGCCAAAACAAGUGAUACAUAUUUUAACGCACCAAGGGUUCUGCUGAUGACACCAGGGUAUACAGAUGUGCUGGAUGUGGUUCAAGCUGUCAUUUGUCAUCCAGACCCACAGGUUCAAAGCAGAAUCUCUUUGGGUGCUGUCACAGCCUGCGUCAACCCACUAACAUCCUUCAUGGAACACAGGCUUCUCUUCCCCAAACUCCUGGAGCAGUGUGGUCACGGUGUAGUGAGUAAUGUGGUGUUUACGGGUUUGACCACAGAGCAGAAACACCCUCUGUUGAAAUACCUGCAGCAGCUCAUCCGUUCAGCGAAUCCCAGUGCAGCGUUUAUCCUAGCUGAGAGAGGAGCUGUGACCAGGACAGAGGAUAUGCGGCUGAUUCUGAGUGACAGCAGAUUUUAUCAGUCUCAGAUGAUCAGAACUAGAUACCUGCUCUACCCUGGCUGGUGGGAAGGCAGAUUUGUUUCUGGUUGUGGAUCUAUAGCAAUGUCCCAACACUUUGUACAGUUCAACCGUCCUCUAGAAAGAUCCUUAUUUCUGCACUGCUGCAAAGGAUUAAAGUCAUCCCUCAGAGGCAGCCCUUUCACAGGAAACAUCUAUCACAUCAGUGGGAAAGUGCUCUUUUCCGAUAGUGAAAGGUUGUGGGAGGUGAGCUGUAACUCCAUCAGUGGAAAUGUGUCUAUGGCCCUUGAUCAGAGCUCAACGUGUAGCCCCCAAAUAACACAAACUUGUUACCUGCUGAUGCAUGGGGUAGGACUCACCCACAGCGGACUGAAGGACUGGCUCAGACAGUGUGCUAAACAGAAAGCACCAAAGAAAGCAAAGAAGACCAGAAACACUCUUACACCACAGGAGAUCAGAAAUAUCCAUGUAAAGAGACACCUGGAUCCUCUCCCUCCUGGUUACUUCUACAAUGGCUAUCAGUUUGUCAGUUUCUUUGGAGAGAGGCAGAACUUCCAUCCUUUAAUGGACCAGUUUGUAGAGGAAUAUCUCCAGGAGGCCAAUAAUGAGAUUGAACGCUUUAACAGUGAGCUGGACCUGUAUGCACCCAGAGAUCUCUUUGACUAGAGUUCUUCCUCUGUCCUGUUUACCCUGGAAGGGGUUUCACUCUAGGGUCAGUGAUGUCGAAAAUAAUCUGUUCACUAUACUGUCCACAUAAUGUUAAGGGGAUAACAAAGACACUAAGGGAAGGGUGGGGUUGGCCACUUCAUAAAUCUACACUAUAAAUUCAGGGAAAAACCACUGCAGUGCAGAUGAUGAGAGAUCUUCACCCAUCUCACUACCACGCUCUACUAUAUCCUGCAAGACUUUUCUUCUGUAAAUAGAACAUUUAAUGGAAAGAAACUAAGUGCAUGUGAACAAGAGAAAUCAAAGCCUUAUGCUUUAUUUAUAAUUGCAGCAAUUUGUAAGCACAUCUUAACUGUCUUUGUGCACCGAUGCCUUUAAAUCAAGCUUCUCUACUCUAAUGUAUUAAUCAGUUCACACACAUACCUAUAGCUCUGUAUGUAGGUUUAGUAAUCCUGUGAUAUAAUAAUCAUAACAGAUAACAAAAGUAUUCUUCAUUUAAAGUUCUCUCUUUCUAGUCAACUUCACCAUAAUGUACAUAACAUGAAUAUAUGUUAAGGAGAUUAACAUAGUUCCACUUUACACAAAGAGUAAGUGCAAGGAUCAUAGCUAAAUGCUAAUCGAGUUUGUCAGCAGGGGAAAACUUGCACUAAUAGUAGAUGCCUUAGAAGCCCACAUCUAGGGGUGUGCAGAUGGGGAGACAGAUGUGAUGUUCCAUCAGUGUGAAGACUCCAGCUGUGGAGCUGUGGUGAUCAUCUCUCAUCUAUGCCAUGUCUCAGCCAAUCAAUGACAUUAGACUGAAGUGGCCAAACUGAAAAAAUCCACCAGACAGGGUGGGGGGUUGGAGGUUACGGGAUAUCCCAUUAUGGGCAAGAUGGUUAGUAGAGUUUUAGUUGAGUGGGAGGUUGGGCUGGAUAAUUAAAAUGUGGGAUGAAGGUUUUUUGUCAUGCCAAUUUUAACGCGUGUAGGGGGUUGAAGCGAGUCGUAUAUUAACUUUGUUUGGCUAAAUUGUGGUUAAUGUGUGUUUAUUAAAGCCUGUAGUGGAGAAUCUAAUAUGUCUUGUUUGCAGGCAGAUUUAGCUCUUCACCUGUGGUCUCGAUCCUCUAUGCAUGUUUACUCUCGCUAAAUAAGCACAGCAGGGGAAAAGCAGUGUCAUUCUUAAACAGGCAUUCUUAUAUUUGACUUUUCAUCUCUAAAAAACGAGUAUAAAACAAGAAGCCAAUAGUAUAGUGCUUCAUAAGCGUAUAUUAUAAGAAAGAAAUGUGAAAGGGGACGGGGACGCACUUCCAAAGAAAUUCAGAUCCUGCUGCUCCUCUCUGUGCUGCGAGAAUAAAAGGUAUAGUAGUGGAAUUCUAUGUAGGUGUUAGCACUCUGUGUGCCCAAGUGUAUUCUCACCUUAUCCAGUAUAAGAGUAUAUAACAGUUGGUCUGGUCAUUGAUAUGCUCGAGAGGUGUGUUACUGUCACUGUUGCUAUGGAGAUUUACAAUUUGGCACACUUGCCACUAUCACCAUGGUGACUUACCACUUCGUACCUUUUUAGCAAUCAAACACAGUUUGCUUCAGGAUAACACACGUGUCUUAGUAUAAACUCUGUAAGUACAGGUUAUUAUGAAGAUGUGGGUCCACUGUGCUGUAAACGGUGAAGUCAGAGCAGGUUGACUGACAGAGCUUUUUCACUGAGCAGUGUCACACACACAAAGAGCAGCUGUCCUGAGGCUAUGGGGCUCCAUAAGGCUUCUAUAAUCUGUAGUUCAGAGUAGCAGUCAUUUUUAGCACAUACUAUCUGCAUGUGUUAAUAUGUCUUACUGAGGUAUAUUUAUAUUUAUAACACAAAUGCCUUUCACCAAACUGGUACAACAAAGAGAAACAAAAGCUCUAUUUUGCAUAUCUAAAGAGAACUGAAUUACCUAGUGAGGAAAAUAUGUAUUUUUAUAAGGCUGUGAAUUUAAAAUGCAAAAAACACUGAUUCAAUUAGGGGUAUGUUUUGCUCCUGUAACUUAUUUCAGAGGCUUCCUAUUAGGCUAACUGAAGUGCCUUGGCCAAGAGGAACAGAGCUACGCACCAGUGUUGGUGAAAGGAUAAGCAGAGUGUUAUGCGUCUUAUUUGUGAAGGGUCAGAUGCUGGCUGGCAAGAGGGCACUGGAGGGCAGCAAAUCAAAACUUUAAACAAAGACACAUCAGUGUCAGGAUAAAGCAUAUGUCUGGAUUAUAUGAAAUGGAUGUUCUUAUAAAGACAUCUUAUUUAAUAGUUGGAUGAAUGAAUGAAAAUUUGGCAAUAGGGUUGGUCUUUAAUUUUCUUUUGUAGACCCAAGUGAUGCCCUCCAGUCUGUCCCUAUAACUCUGUCUGCCAGCUCUUCCCUGAUCACUGUAACUGUGGAGCUGAGGUUAGAGGACUAAAACGGAGUUUGGUAUCAAAUAAUGAAUUAACCUUUUCUAUGUGAGAAAAUGUUUGAAUAAAUUUUUUGUUGUUGUUGUUAGCUGGGUUGGAGGGUGUUUACAUCUUUCCCCUAAAUGGCCAUUCCUUAAACGGAAACAUUUUUUAAAAAUAAAAAAUAUAUAUAAUCACAGUUGGCUUUCAGUCUCCACUGGAACGAUAAUGUUAUUCAGCAAUAUCUUAAAAGUGCUAUAGUUGCUGAGGGCUUGUUCCUGACCAAAGCAUCUCAUUCCCAUCUGUUAGCCAUGUUUUGAAAUCUGUUCAUUCCUAAAAAUCAGCAGGGGCCCAUCAGAGACUGCUUCUGUUAAAGACACCUUUCUUAUGUUUUCAGGUAUUAGACUAAAUUGGCUGAACCACUAUAUAUGGAUUUCCUGUCACAGAUGACAGAGGCUUGAUUUUUCUUGUUCAUGCUAAUCAGGUUACAGUUGGUGGUGAGGGGAGCUUAUUAGGAAAAAAGAAACUUAAGGGCUGAUUUAUUCACAUUGCUGCUCAAGAUGAUUGGUAGGGAACAAGCCUUAGGUAAAGCAUUCCAAGCCUAAAAUAGGAAUAUUCAGUAUGUUAUUGCCUGCUCAAUGAUGGACAUGUUCCCAUUCCGUCCAUGCUGUGGACAAAGUAAGAUUUCUGAACCUUUUUAAUCCUAGAGAGAAGAUAAAGGAAUAGAAGUAAUGAAUUCCUUUGACGUUACCUCAGAAUACCCAAUGUUAGGAGUUCAUACCGUAACUUGUGGUUAAAAUGGUUGUACUUGAAAAGUGCCAAGAUGUUAAAGAAAUUCACUUAAGUGUGUGAAAUUUCAAAUUAUUGCAUUGUAUUUGCACAAAGCUACUGAAACUCCUGUUUUCUCCUGUGACUUAUGCUUUUUAUAAUCUGUGUUGUAUUUAUGAGAUUAAUCAAUUCAUUAAACUAUUUAUAACCCA